AUGCCGAGCUUUCCGUUCUUCAACUCUUCGAAACGCAAGGAGAAGCGUGCUUUCUCCAACGCUUCUCAAACAUCUUCGGCAGCCUCAUCAUCUGCCUUCUCGUCGCGCUCAAAUACUCCUGAUCUUAUCCCUCCCACCUUCCCGCAAUUCGCCCGACGUGGCUCUGAGCCCGCAACUCCACAGUCCCAUGGACUUCGCUCACGUCCACCACCGAUCGUCCACUACACCCCUGUCGGACCUUCAAUCGGCACUGGCCCGUCUGGAGCAGUCCUACAGAGUCCCCGCUUGACAAGGCGUGGGUCGGACAAUGUAACGACUUCGCCAAGGAAGCGUUUGCUUCUGCCCGUUUCCCCUGCUCGUGUACUUUCGCCUCCCCUACCGCCCCAUCCAGCAGUCGCAUCCUCGUUAACCCCACCGCAAUACGCGGCCGGAUACGCAGGGUCGUUCAACCAGCCGCGGUCGUUGACCCCAACACCAGAACAGCUGCGGUCGCGUUCCUUCGGGAUGCAGGCAGAGAUGACGCCGCGUUCGGUACUGUCCGCCAGCGGCCCUGCUCGCACACCCACUCGUCCACCUCGGCUUGAUCUUGAUGAGUAUGACGACGAUUUUCUUGCUCCUCCGCCUCGUCGAUUGUUCGUGGGUGCGCCGACGAAGGUUCCCGAACUUGACGAGGUCUGGUCUGUAUUCUUGGAAGAUGCCGAAGAAGACGCGGACAGUCUAAACGAACUGCCCCCACAACCACGGCGGCGCGCGCGAUCACCGGUACCGCCUGUUAUCAACGUGAUCCAAGCGACUGAGCCUGCCGAUCCCGCGCCUGUACCACAACGUCCCAACGGCCUUAUGCGCGCGUUCAGCGAGCCACCCACGCGCGCGUUGCCUUCCACUCCUUUGCAGGAGUCGUUUUCCUUACAGGCCUCCCCGGAAAUCAUCAGUAAGCCCAUAACGCCGCCAGCAACACCUGCUCAUCCUAGGUAUCGCGUGCCGUCUCUUUCUCCCCUCGAAGCACUAGACGUGUCGCUGUCAAUGGCGCGUGGUUUUCCUUCGGCGGGGUCGAAGUCCAGCCUUGCCUCCGGGCUGUCGUCAGCACCGAGCACACUUUCGGUAAUGAGCUUGCAAGACGCGCUCAACUAUUCCAUCUCCCUGUCCGCAUUUCCCAAACCUCCCGCAUUGGAUGCCGUCCAGGAAGAGGCGGUGCACAAGGUUGAGGUUGAAGGCGAAUUGGUCGAGCUGCCAUAUUUGUCGCACCUCCCAACUCCGCCCAUCUCUCCACCUGCUCUCGUCUCGAUCGGCAGGACUGGCACGCUACGUGCUCGCGCGUCGACACCCACCUUCAACCAAGGUCGCAUCGCCAUACCGUCCUUCGGCACCAUCAUGGACGCGUCAAAAACGCUGGAGGAACCGGCACCGAUUGACGAUAGAGAAUCUUCGUCGGACGAGUCAUUUGCCCUGUCACAGUUCUCCCCCUCGAGCGCGAAUAGCAGCGCCCACCAUCGUAGAACGGUCGACAGAAACGAUUCGUUCUCUUCCAUUUCCUCUGCCUCCGAUGUGGUCCAGGACUUCUCCGACGACGAAGAUGAUUGCCAAUCGACAGACCCAUACGAUGAGCACACCCUGCACAUCAUGCCCCGUGGUUCGCCAAGGCCGUCCUUCGAAUUCGAUGAGGUCCAGCCUCAACGCAGGGACUCGUUCGAGUUUGACGACCCACAGCCGAUGAAAAAGGCCCCGACUCGUCCUGUGACCCCGAUGAUGGUUUCGAAGGAGAGGAUGCAGAUGGAUUUGCCAACUCUGCCCUUUGUGACAAACAUGGACAUCGGUUCUCUAACGCCAAAGGUGUCGGCUAACCGGUCUCCAUCUCUGUUCCAUGUUGGCUGGUCUCCUGCACCGGGGACCGUCGAAUACGGGUAUGCUGUGUGA
Dacryopinax primogenitus is the source of this 1914-nucleotide messenger RNA. RefSeq lists its product as uncharacterized. The record is from RefSeq and is a predicted model, not a curated record. The coding region runs from base 1 to 1914 and encodes 637 amino acids. The transcript has a single exon. Lineage: Eukaryota; Fungi; Basidiomycota; Dacrymycetes; Dacrymycetales; Dacrymycetaceae.